Molecule: messenger RNA, 3585 nt
Organism: Physcomitrium patens
Lineage: Eukaryota; Viridiplantae; Streptophyta; Bryopsida; Funariales; Funariaceae
Source: RefSeq, a predicted model, not a curated record
AAUACGUGCGGAUUGCGAACCCUGUGGUCGUUGUCGAUGGCGAAACUGGCCGUGAAUCCCUGUAUUCGAGUCUUGUCUUGUCCGAAGAGUGUGUUCUGCUCGCAUUGCUUGGAUUUCGCUCCUGGCUGACAAACGAACGAGCUUCGCAGGCUUGCAAUUGACCAUCUGCUGCAGCAGCCGUCUGCAGUGGUUGUGUUGUGGUUUUGUGCUUUCCGUGCUUUUGUGUGUUUUUAAUUUUUUGAUAUUUAUUACUUUUUUCGGAGUCCGGGUUUCGUUUUCCUCAUUCCUGCGCUCGCGGUGUGGAUUGGAGUCCUACCUCGAAACUAUGGCGUCUGCUGUUGCUACUACUGCCUAACGUGGUCAUCGACCUCGCAACACCCGAGGAAAUUUGACAAUGUAGUUUCAUCGAAUUCCUCUGUAGUCGUGCGGGAGGGAGGAUGGGGUUGGAUAAAGAAGGGAUUUGUAUAUUGCGGCCUCAUACGACGUGUUUGACAGAAUGCGUCGAGGGGAAGGUUUCAUCACGUUGUGACUGCGAGAAGUGGACAUCAGUGGGGAAAUUUGUCGACGUUUUAGGUGUCGUGGAACUGGAGGAAAUCAAGGCUGAUAUUCUCAAAUACCUCUACUACUUUCUGUCUUCUUCUGCAGCAACGUUCAAGUAUCCACCGUUGGGAUCAAAUGAAGAUAUUAUGUUGUCAGCCGUCGUAGGAGAGACAGAAGUUUAUAUCAUUUACGAUGAUCUAGUGGCCUUGCAUAACUACCUCCUUCGAGAGGUCGGUCGUCAUGUUCCUCUCUUUUCUGCGAAGGAUGAUAAGUUUGGUGAAAUACACUUCGUUUUCCCUCCGACUCUUCUAGAACUUAAAGUGACUGCUCUAACCUUACGUUGCUGCAUAAGGCUGCUGCCUCUGAUGGAACUUUUCGACACUGGCUUACGAAAUGUCAUGGGGAUGGGCCUGAAUAAUCUAUUACAGAAGAUCGGUUCACCUAGAGAACCGUGCUUGCUUUCCAAAAAUGCUUUUGCUUUACAAAGGGCAGCUUCUAACAUUGACCCUCACAGAGCCCCUACGCUUUGUGCCCUGCUGGAGGUGUUUAUCGACGAGCUGUCGUGUUAUUCUAAGACUCAAUUGGUUCUAGUACAAGAUACGAAGCUUGAGUUGGGAGAUCCCAGUACAUCUCGGCUCAUACUGGAGGCUACACUUGCGCAUGUGAUGAUAUCUGCUCAUGGGCCUGAAGAACUGCAUGAUUUAAGAGCUCGAGUCUGCGAGCUAAGCUUGCAGUCGGCGGUGAAGUUACUUGACAGAGUUAUUACUGACAAUGUGCCACGAUAUUUACUGUCACAUGUUGUCAGAACAGUAUCCCGAGCUUUGCAAGGUUCAGCGUGCAUUUCUGAUAGCUCUCAUUCUUCGGUGAAGCUGGAACAGGAGUUCCAAAAGAACCGAAAGAAGUGGUUCUCCCGAUUUCCAAUCGCAGGGCAUUCUAAUGAGGCAGCGAGUGACAAAAUUAAUACGUGUUUUUCACCGCAUUCGAACAGCUGGCAAGUUAAUAUCUGGCUUGUUUAUUCAGUUCUUGAGAGAGGCGUCUCACUAUAUAUGAAAUUCGCAUCUGCACCUCACCUGGCAAACUUGGGAAGAUGUUUGGAUGAUGGUCAGUUGCCAUCUGGUGCCGUAUCAAAUACAGUAUUAGCCUCAUGUCUUUGGAAAUAUGUGUGCCAUCGGGGUCAAAUGAGCCAAGAGUGCGAGUCUGCUUUGGAAUCAAUGUUGAAUGACGCUACUCUGCGGAAAGGACUUGAGGAGUCCAUGGACCAGACUUAUUGUCAUGAUCAUCGCCAUAUGCAAGGACUAGGACAAGAGGCUGAUCUUGUUCAUCAGGUCUUGUAUCCUAAUAGCAACAUUGAACGGUCAUCUGGGACUUAUUUCUGUGGAAGAGAGCUUUGUAAUGUACCUGUUUGGGAAGAAGAUCAGUCGACAUUGAUUUCUGAUGUACUGCAUUUGAUGCACUCUGCUCUAAAUUUCAUAACAGGAAAAGUGCGAUUAGUUGGGGAAAGUUUUCAAGAUAACCUCGCAGCCGAUAUGACCAGAGACGAUAUUGAUAAUAUUUGGUUAGGUCUCAUUGGUUCUUUCCAUCAAUGUCUGCCGUUUGCUAGGGACAUCACAGCUGCGGACAGUGUGGGCCAUGUGAUAGUGUUUUUCACAGACAUGUUGUACUAUGAAGCUAAAAAGUCUAUUUCUGACAAGAAGUUGCGAGAGUACUUAGAGUUAUUGGAAUCAUUGACGAUUUCGUUGCUUUUGGAGCAUACAUGGAGAAAAAACAGGUCAUUCUCUCUACCUGUUGACGACAUGUUUGGACAAAAUGGAACAAUGGAUGUGGACUCAUGCAGUAGAGAAGCACAGGAAUCAAUAUCACCGAGUUGCUAUGCUAGCAAGGUUGUCAGUUCAUUGCAGAAGUUUCUUGAAGAACCACAACUUCUGGAGAUGUUGGGUGGAAAUGCUGUUUCGAUCAUUUAUCAAAUCAAUUUUUUUCUCAACGAUUUUUGUGAGUUCAUGGACAAUGUACUGUCUACAAAUGCCUGGCGAGAAUAUCUCCCCGCAAAUGGGAGGCGUGAUUUGAUAAAAGGACCAGAGGUGGUGCAAAGAGAGGUUGAUGAAGUUGAUAGGAACGCAUGGGCGGCUGAUCUUGAACAUGACAUGCAUAUCUUUAAAGGGUCACCAAGUCCAGAGGAGAAGCGAGAACCUUCGAAACAUCAGCUCUGUGGUAGAAACAUUGAUGAGCAGCAGAGUCCAGGUAUGGAGAGGGAACCUGCGCAGCAUAAUCAUUCACGUUCUGUAAACGUUGAAAAGCAAUUACAUCCAAAUGAAGAGAGAGAAUCUUCAGAGCAUCAGCCAUGCUCUGCACACCUUGGCUUGGAAAAACAGCAGCUGCGGCCUUCAACAUUACCAAUCCUUAAAAGGUUGAUGAAACAUCGAAUCCGUUCGGCAAAGUCCAGUGACGCUUCUCCACAGAGGAAACUUGUAUUAGAAGGUGAAGAGGAAACUCCCAAACUUAGGCCAGUGCGCAAAUGUAGACGAAUGGCAGAGGAUGAGACCUCAGACAUUCCCACUGGGGCUGAGGGCAACUCAUACGUGGCAGAGGUGUUACUGCUUGAAAAGACUUCUAGCAAGGAGAAUUACGAUGACUUGAAUGAUUUUAUUGUUUGCAAGCAAGGUCGUAGUUAUACCAGGUGGUUAAAUGGACGGACCAGAUACAGGAGGCGGAAACGGAACCGGGAAAUUUGGAAGCGGGCUGAAGAAAAACAAAAGCUCCUCUCUAUGUUGAGCAUUGUAUAAUUGCAUGAUAGAGUUAGAUUUGUACAAUAGGCAUUCUUUUGAAUACUCUGGAAGAUAAAGCAAGAUCAAGUUGCUACAUAGCCUUCAGUUUAUGUAAAUUAUUAGUCCAAGCAAUCAUUUUGCUCAAUCAAGCAUUGGGGCAAGUGUGAGGUGCUUUGAUUACUACCAAUGACCAUAGAUGCAGUAGGUGGUUUAAAUGUCUCUCAUUUGCAUGUAAUCUAAUCAAAAUGUAAAAUGGCCGCCCUUUGAAGUAACGAUUCCUGGA